CCAUCAAGGCGAGCAGGAUGGAAGUGAGAGAUGCCAAUGCUGCUAUGCUAAGCAAUUAUGAGGUCUAUAAGCUGCUGACAGACUUGAAAGAGAAGAGGAAGGAAAUUGUUAAAAAUAAACGCAGCUCUGGGCAGCAGAAUCUCAACACCAUCAUGUAUGAGACCCUGAAGUAUCUUUCCAAGACACCAUGUGUUCAUCAGAACCCAGAGACGGUGAAAGAUUUCCUUUCUGCGAUGCUGCCUCACAAGCUCACAAAAGCUGAGAAACUGCAACUCCUAAACUACAGACCUCAGACGGCCGUUGAGAUCCAGCUGGUGGUAGAGGAGAGUGAGGAAAGACUGACAGAAGAACAGAUAGAUGAACUUAUACAGAAAGUCACAGACAUCCUCCCUGGUGACCCUCUGGAAGGAGGAGAUGCAUCUGCUGACCCUGAGAUGGAGACGGAGGGAAACGAAUAGCAUCCUUUCUGCUUACUUUAGUGGUGUGACGCUUUCAUUCUUGACCACAGAAGAAAUUUGUUUCAGAUUUGUAGGCACUGCGAAUCCUCAAGAAAUCUACUGUUGAUUUUCAUUAUAUUAAUGAGAAUGCAUGUCAGGUAAAUUUCUGAACAAAAAAUGUUAUAUCUAAAUGAUCUAGUGUCACAAAUCUAAUAAAAACGUGUAUUUAUUUACCUUAAUGUAUAUAUUGUAAAGGCAUGUGGUGAAAAGAAAUGCCAAAUAUGAUUUUAUGAUUAUUUUAACUUUUUUCAAACACAUUUGUAGCAGUUAUAGUGAUGAGGUGGGGGUAGAUAUAAUCUUCUGGAGUCUGAAUAGAUGAGCUAAUUUCCUAUGGCAUCCUUCCUGUAUUGCUUCUCUUUCAUUUAUUUUCCAUUAAAUUAUCAGUGCCCAUUGUAAGUUUUCAUUUGAGAUUUCAGACCGAUUGAGCAAAGCAAAACUGAUUUGAAUAUAGGCCAUUUAGUAUGUUAUUAUGUCUGUUUACAAUUUGCCAAGCUCUCUCUGCUGAAUUGACUGUGCAAAUGAGGUGGCAUAAUGUGUAACAGCAGGAUUUUACUGAGCUUUUCUAACAUCUAAGUUUACCAAGGCAUGUGUUUUUUUAUCAUUUGUCAGCACCCAAUAUGAAUCAUCUAUUCAAGACACUUUCUCCUGCACUUAACAUUUCAGGGCUUCAGACAUCCACAAAAUUAACAAAUGAUCACUUGGUAAUUUUGGUAACACUUAGAAGUUUCCAUUUGUUAACAUUAGUCAACAAGAACUAACAAUUAACAAUACUUUUUAAGCAUUUAUUAAUCUUGGUUAAUGUUAAUUUGAACAAAUACUGCUACAGUUUUAAAAUCUGUAGAUCUUGUAUAUAAUUAUUGUGUUGUGUAAGUAUGUGUACAUCUGAUAUGUAAAUUGUAUUGUGUAAAUAUGUUGUUUAUUGUAAUUGGUAUAUGUCUCGUCACUGUCAUGACUGCUAUGUUGCUCGGACCUGCACACAAGAAUUUCACCUACUGUUGCACUUGUGUACAUGGUAGUGUGACAAAGUGAUUUGAUUUGAAAUCUAAAAUGUAUUUGUUAACAUUAGUUAAUUCACUAUAAAUUAAAAUGAACAAUAUUUUUACUAACUAACAUAAGAUUAAAAAAUACUGUUAUAUAUAUAUAAAUAAAUCAUGAUACCUAAUGCAUUAACAAAUGUUAAAAAAAAUUUAACCUUUAUGCAAAGUGUUACCAUAAUUUUUAUGUUGUGCUGAUCAAUAUGUCUCCUUGGGCUUGUAUUGAAAUUUAGUGGUGUGGGUAAAGCAGUUAUCAGUCACCUAUGUCAUUGUAGAAGUUUUAUUCAGUCAAAAAUACUGAGUGCAACUAAGUUGUUGAUCAUUAAUUGCUAGUUGAUUUCAAACGUAUUGACGAUUUAAAGAAUGUGAUGUUUAGUAUGUUUAUGUUUGGCAAAAUAAUAA
Xyrauchen texanus (razorback sucker) is the source of this 1933-nucleotide messenger RNA. Its product is annotated as DNA-directed RNA polymerase III subunit RPC9-like. Gene Ontology annotation, biological process: transcription initiation at RNA polymerase III promoter. Gene Ontology annotation, cellular component: RNA polymerase III complex. The coding region runs from base 18 to 458 and encodes 146 amino acids. NCBI's taxonomy places the organism in Eukaryota, Metazoa, Chordata, Actinopteri, Cypriniformes, Catostomidae. Gene Ontology annotation, molecular function: nucleotide binding. The transcript has 6 exons. The record is from RefSeq and is a predicted model, not a curated record.